This is a messenger RNA of Pseudopodoces humilis (Tibetan ground-tit), 1086 nucleotides long. Lineage: Eukaryota; Metazoa; Chordata; Aves; Passeriformes; Paridae. The record is from RefSeq and is a predicted model, not a curated record.
CACCCCCCAUUCCCAGGGGUCACACCAGGGGGUCACCACUCCCAUUGUCCAUGGGGUCCCGGGGCGACGCCCCCGCGGCGCUUCCACCUCCCCCGGCCCGAGGCGGCGGCUCUGGACGGGGCGGGAGGAGCGGCCGCAGGCGCGCGGGGGAAACAGGGGGGCGGUUCGGGCUUGGGGUGCGCUCUGAGUCCGUGUGUGUGUGACCCCCGUGCAGACAUGAGCCCCAAAAGCUGCCUCGGCUGCACCAAGUGGUUCCUCUUCCUCCUCAACCUCCUCUUCUUCUUCCUGGGCAUAUUCCUCCUCGCCUUCAGCUUUUGGCUUCUCUUCGACCGGCAGAGCUUUGCCACCGUGCUGGGGUCACCGCUGGUUAGCCUGAGGGUCUGGUCUUACGGCUUCUCUGGGGUUGGCAUCACCACAAUGCUCCUCGGAUUCCUGGGGUGCCUGGGGGCCCUCAAGGAGGUCAAGGUCAUGCUGGGGCUGUAUUUUGGGCUCCUGCUGCUGCUCUUCACUGCCCAGAUCACCGUGGCCAUCAUCGUCUACACGCAGCGUGCCACCCUGGCUACAAAGGUGGCUGCCUACACAGAGGAGCUGAUCCGGGGGUACCCAGCCCAGGGACCACCUGGGGACACCCAUGAGAGCUGGGACGCUGUCCAGCAACAGCUUGGCUGCUGUGGCUGGAAAGGACCCCAGGACUGGUACCACCAUGAUGACGCCACCAGGGACAGGGACAGGGCCAUUGCCUGCUCCUGCCUCAGGGCACACAACAGCACCCACAAGACCCCAUCGAUGCUCCCCCACGGCCGCUGCCCCAUGGCUGCCCUCCAGGACAUCUUCCCCAGGGGCUGCAAGGAGAGGGUCCAGACCUGGCUGGCUGGAAACCUGGUCACCAUCGUGGGGGUUUGCAUAGGCAUCGGCCUGGGAGAGCUCUUCCUUCUGAUGCUGUCGAUGUUCCUGGUCCGGAACCUGGACUCCCACUACGAGAAGCUGCUGAGGGGACUCUGAGGGGGCCAGGGUGGCGUGGGGGGAAGCGCGGAGGGUUUUGUCCUUCAAUAAAAGCCGUGGGGAAGCCGCGGAAUCGAGACCGGA